Molecule: messenger RNA, 327 nt
Organism: Sclerotinia borealis F-4128
Lineage: Eukaryota; Fungi; Ascomycota; Leotiomycetes; Helotiales; Sclerotiniaceae
Source: the annotation of a GenBank genome assembly
AUGGCAUUUGGUGAUGGCGAUGGUGAUAUAUUUGGAACCUUCACAAAGAACCUCGAUGUGAUAGGACAUGAACUUACACACGGCAUCAUCCAAUUGACAACAGAUCUCGAAUACAAACAUCAAUCCGGAGCUCUCAAUGAGUCAAUCUCUGAUGUCUUUGGAAGUAUGAUCAAACAAUACUUUCCCAAGACUUCUGCAAAAAUUGCAGACUGGCUUAUCGGCGAAGGAAUGUGCUCGCCCGCUUUUCGCAGCAUGAAACAACCAGGGAAAGUCUACAAUAAUCCAAAGAUUGGCAUAGAUCCACAACCAGCCACUCUAUAUGGCUAG